AUGCCAGGAUAUAGAAAUAAUAUUAAAAUGGUAUUAUGGCUGGGUAGGUUUUUGAUUUUGUACCUUGCAGUGGUUCAAAGCAAAAUUAUCUUUGUAAAUGAGGUCUCAAGACAUGGAUCAAGAGCUCCAUUUGGGGAUUAUCCUGAAGGUGUGUUUCCUAAUGGAAAGCAAAUGCUAACUGCUUCUGGAAUGAGACAACACUAUCUUCUAGGCCAACAGUUGAGAGCUAUGUAUGUCAGUGAGAGGGAUGGAGAUGAAAAGUUGUUGAGUAAAGAAUAUAAUCCAGAAGAAAUUUAUGUGAAAUCGACUCAGAUGCCAAGAACCAUCCAAAGUGCGUAUUCCCAGCUACUCGGCUUAUACCCAAGGAAAACAUAUUUAAAUCAAUGUGAUAUUCAAAUUGAAGAAAAAUGUCCUUCUUUAAGAUCUCAAAGCCCUUUUGAUGAAGACAUCAUUUAUUCUGACCUUGCUCAAAUGGACUAUCAUCCAAUUCCUGUUCACAAUGAAGAUGGGUACUUAGAAGAAAUUGUUCAUAUUAAAAGUUGAAACUACAUCAUAAAUAGCUAUAUGAAUAGAACUCUUGAUUUCUCAUAUUGGAAAGAGGAGGAUGACAAGUAUAGAAAAACUGGGAUUUAUGACAAAAUAGCUCAAGCAUUCAACAAAUCAAGUAAAGAUAUUGACAUUCAAACAGUAUUUCACUUAAUAGAUGCUAUUUUGAUUGAAAAUUUUGAAGGCAUCCCUCCUAGGGCAAACUUCACCACUGAAGAAAUUAACUUACUUAAAGGAACCCAGAGGCCUAAUUAUGUUUUAAAGCUAGAUUACAAAGGCAAGGCUCUAGUUGCUUCAAGGUUUCUAAAUCCAGUAUUAGAAGCAAUGAAAGCUAGGAUUGGACUGCCUUACAAUAAGAUAUCAAUAAAGAAUUUUGAGAAAGCAAAGUUUGUCUACUUUUCUUCACAUGAUCUUCACAUGACAAUGAUUAUUUCUUUUCUCAAUGUGACCAAUAUUGAAAUUGAUUACAUCUCUUUCGCCUCAGUCAUUAUAAUCGAACUUCAUCAGCACGAGAAAGAGUCCUGAUACGGAUUAGUCGAUAAGACAUGAUUCUAUGUGAGAAUAUUCUUCGAUAAUGAUCAGCUCAAGCUAAAUGACUGAAAAAGCAUCGACUGCACUUUUAAAGAAUUUGAAACAUUUUUAAAAGACAAAGGCUACCCUCCUGACAUGAUUGAUAAGGAGUGCACUUCUGAGCCAGUUAUGUAUACAAGAGAAGAAUUUGAUAAUGGUUUAAGUGGAUAUAUUACUGCCAGAAAGACUAACAAUUCUUAG
Moneuplotes crassus is the source of this 1317-nucleotide messenger RNA. Lineage: Eukaryota; Ciliophora; Spirotrichea; Euplotida; Euplotidae. The record is from the annotation of a GenBank genome assembly.